CCAGUACCUGCCAGACUGCCCAUCAGGUCCGUGCUCCAUGGGUGGGUCUGCAACUCGGUUGACGGGGCAUCAAUUCUUCCCGACGAAUGACAGCAGGUGUAAUCAAUUGCUUCCGCGAUCACCAAGCUAUCCCCAGAAACCCGAGAGUUGGUUGAGAGCCAGGACCGGAAUCGAAUUGACGACCGCCACUCUCGAAUCCGAAGCGAAUCCCCACUACUCAAUUGAUCACAGCACACCGAAGCCAUGUUGUCGGCAUCCAGACGAGCAGCGACGAGCGCCCUGUCGCGGCAGCUCCGCGUCGCCUCGAGACCGUUUAGUGUGUCGACGACGGUCCGCACGACCGAGAGACCCGCCGUCGUCGAGAAGAACGAGGCCGCGACGCCCCAGGUCGCCGACAACACCGUCCCCGAGACGGUCGGGCAGGCGCCGAACCGGUCGCUUGUGUGGUCGCGCAGCCAAAAGCCCCGCGCUGAGGCAAUGACUGGUCCGCGGUUUGAGCAGACUGAUUUCGCUCUCCAGCCACAACCUCACUCCGCGAUGGAGCUCGUUCACAAGGAGCCCGUCCGGUGGACUCACGCCCGCGUCGUGGCGUGUGAUGGCGGCGGCGGACCGUCUGGUCACCCUAGAAUCUUUAUCAACACUGACAAGCCGGAGAUUUCGAGCUGCAACUACUGCGGUCUUCCUUUUGCCAACGAGCACCACCGCAAGCACCUCGAAUCCCUCCCCGAGACCUCGUACCCCCUCGCAUAGAGCCAGCAAUAGCUGUAGACGGUGGAACGGGAGUGUUUGGCAACGGCAAUAGCCACAGCGGCAAGGGGUCGCCAGCUUUGGGAUGAAAAGAGAGAGCGAAUAGACACCGUGUGCUGUGCGACGGGCUGGAAGCCGUGGGCUGUGUAGAUAUAGCAGGAUCAGAGUUGCUUCGGGUUACACCAAUUUCACAAUUUUCAUUCAAAAAUUAGCAGAUGUUUGAGGUCUCGGGUUUUGAGGCGUUGGUGAGGUGCAGAAUGACUGCCCUCUUGAAGCAUCGGGGGUCCAAAUGGCUUGACGCUGCGAACGUUCGCUGUUUAAUUUACCGGCAUCGUGAAAGGGACGUUGAUGAGAUGGCCAAUGCGGAUAGUCAUGAAGACUCAUGGCUUUCUUGGUCGUCCCAAAUGUUAGGAGUGUUUUCGAAAGGUGC
Molecule: messenger RNA, 1177 nt
Organism: Colletotrichum scovillei
Lineage: Eukaryota; Fungi; Ascomycota; Sordariomycetes; Glomerellales; Glomerellaceae
Product: zinc-finger domain-containing protein
Exons: 3
Coding region: 244-750 (168 amino acids)
Biological process (GO): mitochondrial electron transport, NADH to ubiquinone
Source: RefSeq, a predicted model, not a curated record